Marchantia polymorpha subsp. ruderalis is the source of this 4781-nucleotide messenger RNA. Lineage: Eukaryota; Viridiplantae; Streptophyta; Marchantiopsida; Marchantiales; Marchantiaceae. The record is from the annotation of a GenBank genome assembly.
AGGAGAGAAAGCGCGGCCGCGCGCAUUUCUCUCCCCGCACCGCUCGGGGCCGCGCCACGGGGGGAGAGGUUAGGGUAUUUAAUCUGGGGUUAGGGGUUGCGCUAGUGGGGGUAAGGAAUUACGGAUGUGAUUAAGGAGGAGGAAGGCGCGGAGGAAGGAAUGAUGUUGCAGAAUGGGCGAUCGAUCGAUGCGGAUGAAGGUUCUUUCCCAUCUUUCUGGAAUGGAGAAAUCGAGAGAGAAGAGGGUUGGAGUUGCAGGAGAUAAACGGACACGUGCGAGACGGGAAAUGAUUAAUCACAGUUUCGAGUCCUCGCGUUUUUCUUUCGGGGCCGGGAGACGGGACGCGACGCCCCGCCUGCGUCUGGGAGCUGGACAAUGCCGCCGCGAGUGAGUGAGUCUGGGCGUUGUUGCGUGAGUUGGAAGUAGUCGGUGCUAAAACGAGAACUGGAUCCUGAGCCAAGGAGGAAGAUGACAAUCGGAGACGAGAACCUUCUAAAUCCGAUGCCAGUGCAGGAUCUCAUCCAUAGAAUCAGUCCGUGACCAGGAAACAGAUUUCGAGCACUGUUUUGACGAGCGGCUUCGGGUCUCGCAGUUUCAGUCGCACAGGGACUGCAACAAGCAACAGACAAUAACGACGACAACAACAACAAGACUACACUACACAGUAGGCCCCGGAGCCCGCAGUUCGGGGACACUGCAGGGUGUCAUGAGGGCAAUUACUGGGGACAAAUUAUUUCACGCAGUUUGGGUCACUGCAGUGUAUGAUCAGAGCAAUUGGGGGGGGGGGGCAAAUUAUUCACGGUUCAGGUGAUUUUGCUUUGUGCACUGUAGUGGGAUAGAUCUCGUUCAUGGUUCCCGUUUGACGGGGAGCCUGGGGCCGUGAUUGGGUCCAUGGGGCACUUCAGGGCAUCAGCGAUUCGGUGAAAACGAGUGGAACUGGAGGCCUGGGCGUUGGUUGCACGUUCUGGAGCAAGUCGUAUGAUGAUGAUGGUGGGGGAUGUUCUAGGCAGGCAAGGCAGGGCAGGGCAAACCUACAGUGAGAUAUUCUGGCGAGUUUGCGUUAUGUGAGUGACCAGAUGGUGCAGAUGGUCCAAGCGGUGGGGAGGAGGCGAUGGAUGAGUUCGUGUGGGGCGCGUUUCUUUGGCCUUUUGGGGGCCUCGGAAGGGUGGCCAAUUGUUCUCUCGGCCUCUCGCCGGGGCUGCUCGACGAAUCUUCCAUCUCGGGCCUUCAAAAGUGCAUGCACAAUUUGUGGGUGAGGAGCCUGACAAAUAUCAAGGUUGUCUCAGUUCUCUUUGUCGCAGUCCGCUGCUGCUUGGACUUUCUGCUCCUGUGAGACGCAGGAAUACGACAUGUCGAGAGCAUAACAUGAUAAAAAGCGACCCCCGCCCACCCCUUCCCACCUCCUUAACCCCAUCCCCCCCUGCAAGUACCACCACUGUACCACCCCCCACCCCCCUCCUCUCAUGAACAUGGCUCGACCUUCGAGAUACGAAGGUGAGGGAGGCCAACCCGAGCACACAACUCCGGAAGGAAGGCAGGCCCCCUCGAAGAUCCAGAUUGGAAGAUUAGAAGCGAGAAACGGAGUCUCGCAGGAGUGAUUGGAUAACCUUAAUGAUCCGUCGAAGGUUGUUGCGGCCAAGAGGUGGGGGUGGAGGGGGUGUUGCCAAGAGUUCUGUGCCAUUAAUAUCCGGAAUAAAAUGGCGGGGGGAAGUUGUAGAGAAUGUGACGGCAGAAUGUGGAGCAACCGAGCAGCAGCAGCAGCUGCAGGAGCCGGUUUGUUGGUCGUGCAAGUCAGAUCGGAUCUAUGGACGGGGGCUAAUGGUGCUAAUGGUGCUAAUGCGCUAAUAAACUUUAUUCGAUCCUGCACAGAUUUGUUCACGGUACUAAACUAAUCCGAUCGCAUUAGCCCCUCUCAUUAGCAUCCAUUAGGCCGGCGCGGAGAAGUUACAGGGCCGCCUACUAGAGCCCGCGGGGCCUAAUUAGACCGAUGGCCCUUUAACACGCCGCCCUCUUCCUACUGCCACAUCAUGUCUAGCGAGGGGGCUGAGUUAGUUUGGGGGGUGCUGUAAUACUCCCCCCCUUAGACCCCUUAGCCCCCUCCUCCGUCACUUAUUAGUGUUUAUGAGUCACUCCCCGUGCCCCUCUCAUUAUUAUCAGCUCCGGGGCUGUGAGCCACCGCGACUGCCCCUCCCUCUUUGGUGGUGGCACCACUACCCCCGCUAAACAUAGCAGAGGGAGCAGGGGCCUGCUCCGGAGCCCCAUACCUUACGCACUAAUGGUAUUUCCCCGAGAGCCAAGUUCGAAGUAGGAAUGGCAGGAGGAUGUUCGCGGCUUCACAGCCUCUAGAGGUCAAGGCAUCAUCGGACGAGGGGGGCCGGCCAUGACUAAUUUAUGAGGAGCCAUUUUGUGGAUAGAUGGGGCGGCAUAUUCGUCGACCACCAUAAUCAACAAUCAAUAACCCAAGGAGGAUGCGAAGGAAUGAUUCGAGGGGAGAGGAGAGGAGGGGGCAGAAUAUGCUCGACUGAAAGCGAGGGGGGUUGAAAAGAGCACAAUUAUGUCCGUCGUUCGUGAUGCCGGUAGCCCCCGAACGUCAUUCGAAGGAAGGCCUUGAAUGAAAUGCGCGUGGCGGUGUGGUGGCUCGCAUCAUCACCGAUUACUCCAUCUCUCCGACCACGACCGCGACCACGGUCACGGUAUAGGUCGUUACGCAUAUGCACUGCCCGCCACACCGAGACCACGUCACAUGUCCAAUCCGAAGACGGCGAUCCACGCCAAUUUGAUGAGGCCGCUGAGUUAGUCUAUCUCUGUAGACCUCGACGAGCCUUUACGCAAAGGUUCUAAUCCCUUUAUUUAACACUAAAAGUGGAGGCGAAAAUGUGAUGAACCUAAACCGCCUUGCAAUGGUACGUGGUGGAAAUCAGCAUCAUCAUCACUGCGGGCGGCGUGGACGCCCUUUUCUGUUCAGUUGUACGCCACCACGUCGAAGCUCUCAACGAGAACACUUAUAGGUUCCAAUUGAUUCAUGUUGAAUUAGAACAUUCAUAGGGUAGGUCUACCUCCCGAGCCCCGAAUCUAGUCCUCCCACCAAAUUGAUGUGGACACUAAACUAGUGCGGUCCCUACGCCGGAUGGAAAGAGGGACUUGUUCAUAUGGCGGGUUUCGGUAGUGGGGAUCAAACUCCGCCUCUGAUCCUCAGCGAAGAUGCUUACGCGGUUAGACUCAUUAAAUUUUGAUUGUCUCAGGAUUAAGGCAGAAAAUAAGGAUUAGAAACCACCGUGGUCAAGGCAUGGAGACCACGGGUUACCUCAGCAGCCGACACGAGUAGAGCUCUUGUGGGCUGCUCUACUUCCUUACCUCUCCCACGCGCCUUCCUCCUCCCUAAUCACAUCCGUCCUUCCUUAACCCGCCGCACCCGUCCCUACUUAACCCCCACCCGUGACCGCCACUAGCUCAACCCUUAACCCCCGCAUGAAGUAAACACCUAAUUGACUCGUGGUGCAAACAUAGUUUAUGGGAUGCGCGACCCAGUUCAGAUCGGAGAGAGUCGAUGUGGAAAUACAGUUACCGCGGUACAAAGACAGGUACCGGGGGUGACUGAGGUGGACAAGACCAACAAUUUACUCGGUCCGAGGGUGGGGUAAAGUGUAAAGAGGAGAAACCAACGGGCAGGCGGAAUUUCCAAGCAUGACUUUGCAGCGCGCGCCACGUCAGUGGUCAGCCGCUCGACAUCCGAGACGCCGCGACGCGAAGCCGUCCGUCCACGGGUGGAGUGUCGGCACGGCUCACUCGGCGACGCGUGGCGCCUGACGUCUCCUCUAUCUCCGGCGACAGUGGACUGUGAGUUGCAAGCCUGAAAAUAUUUGUCGGUGAUCUGGGGCCUCCAUGUCUCGCGGUGGUUCUUGGGGCUUGCCUUCCACUCCCACGCCUCUGGCUCAGCGAAUAGCCACAAGACCUUUUGGGAUGCCCAGAGGCUAGUGACGACGAAACAGCCCCGUUAACUUAUUCGUGACGCAUGCCCCAAUCGCCAUGGACGACAGUUCACAGUCUGAUAUCAGCUGUCCUCGAGCUGUUUAUCCGGGUGUCCAUCCAUGAUGCUGCCUCGAAUGUUCACCGGGCCAAACUCUCCCACUCGACAUUGGACAUUCUGUCCCACCGCCUUGUCCAUUUCAUUCCCGGGUAACCGGGAACGUAGUGGACACCCUCAAAAUCUGAAAGUUACCCAACUGUGGUCAGCUGUUUUCCAGAUAUGCAGUUCAGUUGCUUCUGUAAAAUUAUAGGUGUCGAGAAUUUCAGCAUUCAGUACAUCACAUGAUAGAGCGGCCCUUUGGCCAACAAGAGAAGAAGCCUGAGGCAAUUUCAAAAGUUUGUGUCACAAAAAUUCGAGAAAUAAUGAGGAAGUUCACUUUUCUCCGUUAACUAGAGUUAUGACUUGCUUUCGUUGGGGAGUCUAUUCAUUGUUCUAUAAAAGAGUCCAUCGAACUCCAGCAUGGUUUCCGCUCGUAAUUCAAAUUUCCCAAAUCAUAGCUCUACAGAGAAGAUUUUACUAGAGGAGAGGCGUGAAGCAAAAGAAUAGAAAAAUAAUUAAGACCAAAAACUUACAAAGUGAGAAAUUCACUUGAACUCGGAAGUAUGAUCCACUCGAUUCAAAAGCUCAUAAAUCAAUAAAACCCGGAAUCUCAACAGCGAUGACACGGCAUGAUCAGUAAGUACAGGUAAAAGUACAAUUGUAGGUGCAUGUAUUUCAUUCAAUGCAGUACUUGAACCUAAAGAUAACUGAGAUU